AUGUUGAAGACAUACUUAAUCGCAGGUGCCAAUAGAGGUAUCGGUCUUGAUUUAGUUAAAGAAAUUUUACAAACUGAAACCAAUCAGGUUUUUGCAACCGUGAGAAAUGUUGAUAAUGUUGCCGAUUUGAAAGCUAUCGGAUCUGAUAAACUUCAUAUUGUACAAUGUGAUAUAUCGUCUGAAGAUUCCAUUGAUGAGUGUUUCGAACAAAUCAAUAAGCUUACAAACUCAAUUGAUGUAGCCAUUUUGAGUGCUGCAUUGAUGGAAGGAGAUUUCAAAGGACCAAUGGAAUUGACUGAGUCUAGAGAAUCUUGGAAUGAGUUCAAAACGAACUCCAUUCAAGCAUUUGGAGUCAAUGCCUUGAGUCAAAUUUACCUUGCCAAUAAAGUAAUCCCGUUAAUUGAAGCUUCUAAUGAAAAGAAAUUGAUAUUUGUCUCAACCGGUCUUGCUUCCUUAGAUUAUACUCGUAGAGCUAAAGUAGCUGGAAAUGUUUCAUAUUCAUUAUCGAAGGUAGCACUUUCCUUGUUGGCUGCAAAAUAUGGUGCUCAAUUGAAGCCUAAGGGUGUUACUGUUUUAGCUAUUUGUCCAGGAAUGGUUAAUUCAAGAAACCUCACUCAGGAACAGGUUGACAUGAUUUUCGGACCUGCUAUAGAACUGACCAGAAAGUUCAACCCAGAUUUUGUGGGUGUUCUUACUUGUGAAGAUGCUUGUAAGAAAUUCCUCAAAGCCGUUGAAUUUUAA
This is a messenger RNA of Yamadazyma jaroonii, 741 nucleotides long. NCBI's taxonomy places the organism in Eukaryota, Fungi, Ascomycota, Pichiomycetes, Serinales, Debaryomycetaceae. The record is from the annotation of a GenBank genome assembly.